Aedes albopictus (Asian tiger mosquito) is the source of this 3413-nucleotide messenger RNA. RefSeq lists its product as uncharacterized. The transcript is spliced from 2 exons. Lineage: Eukaryota; Metazoa; Arthropoda; Insecta; Diptera; Culicidae. The record is from RefSeq and is a predicted model, not a curated record. Bases 1239 to 3347 code for a protein of 702 amino acids.
GGGUAGUUCUGGAGAAAAAUAGGUUACAAUGAAAAAAAAAUGUUUUAAAAAAUUACGGUUUUCAAAAAAAGCUAUUAAGUAAAGUCAAAAAAGUUUGUCGCCCUAAUUUUAUGAAAGUACAUCAAAUUUGCAAGAAAAAAGUACUUCGGUAACAUUUUUCUAAGAUGCACCGUUUAGAAGAUAUUACUAAUUUAAUAUUGAUUUUUUUGAUAACUUAAUAAGUUUUAGCCCUUUUCGGAUGUACUCCGUGUUUCUCCAGUUUCAAAAGUAUUUUUUUCGGAAAGAUUGGAAAAUUUUGAGUUAAAAUGACACUGACAGCUUAAAGAUUUGAGUGAAAUUCACUGCCUUAAAAGUAUUUUGAAACAAGUGACAAAAUCCCACUAUCAAGAACAAUGAUUUCUUCCAGUGGUUUUUAUUGCCUUCUGCUGAAAACGUGCUAAUAAGUAUUAGAUACAGGUAAUUAGAUACCAGUUAGCUGUACUACGUACAGUUGGUGAUUGUAAACAUGGUCUUUGUUGGAACUAGUCCACCAUGGCCACGCUGGCCCAGGCUUGCAAACAUUCGACACUUUUCACUGCCUUCGUUUCGUUGUCGCGGUCGGGUGUCAGCUUGCUUUAUUUCAUUCGAACGCGACCGCUACCUCUUACACACAACACAAGCGGCAGAACAAAGAUCAAUAAACAAAAAAGUGGAUCAAAUCAACGUAGUCUGACACGAUGACAUUAGUAUAAUUCCAGCUUUUCGCAAGAUUUCAGCCAAUUUUGAUUAAAAUUGGUAUAAUAUUAGUAUAAUAUUAGUCACCUUCCAUCAAACUAGACGGCUGCCGACUGAUACCUCAAUCAACAACCGCCGCACUCUUUAUUCAUUCCAGGUAUAUACAAUUUACAAUCUUCUUCAAUAACAAUAUACCUACGCCAGCAAAUCUACCUCGCUCCAACUCUCCAAACUCGUACCUGACGAUACCUGAGCGUUCAACUCUACCUAUCUUCCAGCAGUCUUUACCCAGCAUUCUAUGAUUUAUACCCGUGAGCUGUAUAAUAAUGUCUGACUCGGUUCUGAAUUCAUCCAGUAUCUACUAGGGAAAACCAAACAGUAAAUGCAGAAAGGUUGCUAGAAGCAUAGUGAUUUCAUAGUAAUUUCAGCUAAUAAUCCAGUGUUUUUGAACUAGAUCCAGUGUUGUUUGAUAACAUAAUAAUUGUAAAGGAAAGUGUAACACGUUUUGGUGCAAAGAUUACAAAAUGAGUAAAAUCAGAUGUAUUCGUCCAUUCAAAGACAUUCAGUGUUCGAAAGAGCUGCGAUAUCUCACGGAUGGUAUCAUCCAAAAACUGAAGUCAAUUGGAUUUUCCAAGGUAUCCACACUGAACACCAAGGAUUUUCGUAUUUGUUCGUCUUGCCGUCUACAUAUUGAUUCAAGAGCUCACCUCACCCAAAACGAAGAACAAAGCGUAGCCGGUGGCUCAAGGAUGCCAACUGUUCAGACCAUACCUGUUGUACCUGAUUCGCAAAGCUAUGAAAGUUUGGUCACGAUACCAUCAGCGUCAACGCUAAGCACAAUUCAAUCAAAUGAAGACUUCACGAUGCCUGUAGACGUCGAAAUAUUCAACCGAGGAAUAGCAGCUAUUCGUGUUUCGCCUAUAGAUUUAGGUAAGGUUAAAAAUGUUCACUAUCCUGAAAAAAAGUGCGCUGAAAUCGUCGAAGGUGUACGAAGAAAUCUUUUUAAAUUAGACGCUAAAACAGAAAAAGCAAACGAGUUUAAUGAAGUCAUAAAAAAUAUGAAAAUUAAAUUUUUAAAUUCAGCCACAAGGCAAGAAAAACUAUCAAUUUUAUCAUUGUUACCAAAAUCAUGGUCAGUACAAAAAAUUGUAGACGAAUUUAAAACUAGUAGAAAUAUGGCAUCAGAUGCAAGAAAGGAAAAAAAUAAUGUAUUAGAUUCAUCUCAAGGUUCAAGCUCUGGAAAAGCUUUGAGUAAUGAAACAAAAGAACUGGUUUUGAAUUUUUUUGAGGACGAUGAUAUAAGCCGUGCAAUGCCAGGCCAAAGAGAUUUUGUUAGCGUAAAGACAGGAAAUAAGAGAUUAGCUGUUCAGAAAAGAUUGUUAAUGAUGACAUUAAGAGAAGCUUUUAAUCGCUUUAAUGAAGUGUACGUCAAUGUAAAAAUAGGGUUUUCAUCAUUUGCAAGCCUCCGGCCAAGGCAAUGUAAACUAUUGACUAUCACAGGAACACAUAAUGUUUGCGUUUGCACUACGCAUGAAAAUGUCAAUUUAAUUCUACAUAGCUUAAAAAAAUACAAUGUCUUGAAUGAUCUAAAAACAUUAACGAAUAGAUUACUUUGCGAAAAUAAGACAACUCAUUGCCAUCUACGAAGAUGUAAAAACUGCCCAGAUACCUCAGUUUUAGAAGACAGUUUAUUGAAACAACUGGAAGAAAACUUUGUUGAAAAGCUUUCAUUCGAACAAUGGGUUACCACUGACAGAUGUGAUUUAGAAACUAUUGUAAAGCAAACCGAUGACUUUGUUACAUUUUUCAGCUCAAAAUUAGAAAGUUUGAUUCCGCAUGAUUUUGUAAAAACCGAACAAUCCAAUUUUUUGAAAACUACAAAACAAAACUUGCAAGAUGGUGAAUUUUUGGCUAUUUGUGACUUUUCUGAAAAUUACAGCUUCGUUUUGCAGGAUGAAGUUCAAUCACACCAUUGGAACGUGCAACAGGCCACAAUCCAUCCUUUCGUAAUAUAUUAUACUGAAAAUAGGCAAAUUAAACAUUUUAGCUUCAUUAUAAUUUCAGAAGAACUAAGACAUGAUUUAGUCGCUGUUAAUUUGUUUAUUGAUAAAAUGAUGAACUUUUUACAAAUUGAUCAAAAUAAAAACAUGAAAAAAAUUUAUUUUAUGUCAGAUGGUGCUGCUUCACAGUAUAAAAACCGAAAAAACUUUUCUAGCCUUUGUAAGUUUAAGUCAAAGUAUGGUAUUGACGCUGAAUGGCAUUUCUUCGCAACAUCGCACGGAAAAGGUCCAUGCGAUGCUAUUGGAGGUACGAUAAAACGCAUGGCUACCAGAGCAAGUUUAGCCAAAGAACGCGAACACCCGAUAAAGACUGCAAGAGAGUUGUUUAAUUGGGCAAACAAACGAAAAGAAGAAGAACUUACAAAGUUGUCAUUUUGUUAUUCUACUACAGAAGAAUACGAAAAUAUGUCUUUGCAGCUAAAUAAUCAAUAUAAUAAUGCAAAAACAAUUCAAGGAACUCAAAAAUUCCACUCAUUUCUUCCUCUAUCAGAAAAUACAAUAAAGGCAAAGCUUUAUUCAAACUGCACUGACAAUGAUGCCAAAAUAUUCGAUAUUGUUAAGAAAGUUGUGUAAACAAUAAUUUGAUAAAAAUACAGGAAUAAAAAUAAACUGAUGUACAAAGUAUAAUGUUAUUUUUUA